AUGACUCAAAAUUGCCAAUUAGUCAGGAAAGUAGAACGGAAGACUCAGCGCAAGCUAAGCAAGAAAGAAAAGUUACGUCGUCUAAAGGCUACAAGUGCUCUGCCAACAUGCUAUGCUCCUGCAAUAUUAUGCAACCCGUCCCAAUUUGCAGUAUAUGCCACUGUGCGCCGUCUAGUAUUAGCUCGCUGGAUGCACCUCCCUGGCGCAUCUGCUGAAUUCUCCGAAGACAGUGACGACGAUGAUGCCAAUGCUUUGGUUCCUAUUAACAAGUUGCCUAAGAUACCAUCAAAUUUAACCACUCUCCAAAGGAGCGUGCAGUCCAUAAUGCUAGGCACUCCGUCCCGCAAUCAAUGGUUGAACUACGGCGUCCCUCACCAAUCCCUGGUGACCAGUUUCCCGGUAGAUUUGCCCUCGCAACUGACCGCCGGGCCCAGUGAACUGGUCGUUCGAUCACUAGUCUCUGACGGCUGCUAUCUUUAUGUCUACACAUCGAAAGGGCUACUCAAAAUCGGUUCUGGAUAUGGCAGCUCGAUAAAGCAGCAUGUGUACUUGCAUAAGCCUGAUUUCUUUGCCAGUGACCGGCAUGGCUGGUUAGGAUAUUGUAAGAAUAAGUUAUAUGUUAGAAUUGGAAGAAAGAAGACUGAAGUAUAUGAAAUUGAUAAGGAGACUUUAGAAGUGAAAGGUUUGGUACGAUUAGAGCCCGGCCAGCCCGCCCCUAUUGAGCCUAAGUCGGCAGUUUUCACAGACGGUCACCAGCUCGGACUCAUUAUGCUUACUAACUUUGAUAAUUUAACGAUAAAAAUGUAUGACAUGGAUUCGCCAAAGGAACGGGUUGAAGUGAACAAUUCGGUGACAUUGACGUCACAUAAGUAUUUGAAUGUGCACUUAUUGAGGCGGCGGACGCUUGUACUUGGACGUGCCCCGUUCGACGACAACUUGUCCCGACGGGCGGUGGAAUUGGACGCACCGGUCGCUAUGCAACUCGAAGAUAACGAGGAUGACCCGUUAUCGAGUAUCUGUACGGGUCAAGACUUUGGGCUUUUGACUACCAACUCUGGAAAGGUAUAUUAUACUGGUAAAGGAGCUAGUCUCGGUUAUAAAUCAGCAGCUCCGCCUUCUGGACGCUGGACGCUUAUGAAGGAAACACUUUUCAUAAAAAAUGAAGCACCAAACACUAAAAAAUGCAAAGUUGUUCAGGUUGCUGUAGGGCACGAAGGUAUGCAUGCUGUUAUGGUUCUUGACAAUGGAUCUGCUCUUUUCACUGGUGUCGCACGGCGUGGCGAAGAUGGCGACACUAGUAAACAUAGGCGGACACCAAAAGCAACGCGGCCCAAAAAAAUAUUCAAGGCGGAGGGUCAUCAUGUUGUGUACGCAGCCUGCAAUCAUGGCUCUACGGCUUUAGUUACUAGACAAGGUUUAUUACUCAUGUUUGGAAAAGACUCACAGCACUGUGACUCCAAUGGUAUUGUUCAGGGAUUGAGACAUGAAAGAGUAAUACAGGUUGCUUUAGGCAAAGCACACACUGUUGUCCUCACGAACUUCGGUCAGGUUUACACAUUCGGCAUCAAUAAUAAAGGACAAUGUGGAAGAGAAUUUGGUUACACUAAAGAGACAGCAGCAACAGGGAAGACGUGCGCAUAUGUAGUGGUGCGCACGCUUGGUACACUGAUUAUUGCCGCGUGUGCGCACUUUGCAGAGAAUGUACGGGAUUUGCGAGCGCAUGCCACUGUGCCACUAUGCCGGGUCGUCUGCCCGGCGAAAAAUGUGGUUGCGGUGAGGGUGACAGUGGAUGCAGUGUUUGCGGCGUAUGCCGACGAUGCGCAGAUACUUUUGCUGCUGCCGGACGUGAACGUGUUACGGAUCUAG
This is a messenger RNA of Diatraea saccharalis (sugarcane borer), 1866 nucleotides long. NCBI's taxonomy places the organism in Eukaryota, Metazoa, Arthropoda, Insecta, Lepidoptera, Crambidae. The record is from the annotation of a GenBank genome assembly.